This is a messenger RNA of Alligator sinensis (Chinese alligator), 4709 nucleotides long. RefSeq names its product peroxisome proliferator-activated receptor gamma, coactivator-related 1 (gene PPRC1). Gene Ontology annotation, biological process: positive regulation of transcription by RNA polymerase II. Gene Ontology annotation, cellular component: nucleus. The coding region runs from base 97 to 4623 and encodes 1508 amino acids. The transcript is spliced from 13 exons. Lineage: Eukaryota; Metazoa; Chordata; Crocodylia; Alligatoridae. Gene Ontology annotation, molecular function: RNA binding; transcription factor binding. The record is from RefSeq and is a predicted model, not a curated record.
GGGCAAGGCGGGUCUGUGCCCCCUACACCACCUGCUCCCCCUCCCCCUCCCCCCCAGUGCUUCUUGCUGGACGAGCCGUCCUCGCUCGAGGAGGAGAUGCACAGCUACUGGGACUCCUCCGUCCUGUCCAUCAUCGAGGACCUCGGCUCCCACCACGAGAACAAAGGCCCCUUGGAGCUGCACAACGAGCUGUCGUUGCUGACGGCCAUCACGGAGAUCCUGGAUGGCACGGAUGAGGCAACCCUGUCUCCCUUCGACACUAUCGUGGACACCGAGCUGCUGGCGUCGCCCCGGGAGCAGGAGAGCUGCGCGCUCCAGCUCCUCGGCUUGUCCCAGGCCUCCCCUGAACGGGACGGCCCUGCCCUGGAGGACCAGUGGGGCUCGUGGACUCAGAGCGGCAGCAGCACACCCGUGGUGGCUGGGAAGGCUGAGACAGACGUGAGCUGGGACCGUGCUCUGAGCUGCCAGGAAGAUGCUGUGGUGACGCCCAAGAGGCCCCCGAGCCAGGCGCGGCGGGGGCAGUGGCAGCUGCUCCGGCCCUGGGCGCAGGAGCAGCGGGCCCUGCAGCGCAGUGAUGGGGAGGAGGAGGACGAUGAGGCGCCCAGCCCCAGGCAGGACGGCAGCACCGCCGUGGGAGACCUCCAGAUGGAAACCCUGAGUUGCCCCCUGGAGCCAGCAAGUGCGGAGGCCGGAGCAGAGCCCCAAGUGGCCUGGCUGGGGGAGGGGGACGUGCCCUGCAUCAUCAGCCCCGCAGGCGGCUCCCUGUGCGACCUGGUGAAGUCCAUGCACCCCUACUGCCUGCCCGCCUUCGCCACCGACCUGGGUGCUGCGCCCAAGCCGGCCAACAAGGACCUGCUCGCUGUCCCCGUCAUGCUGGGGAUCGUGUCCGGUGGCGACGGCCAGAGCCUGGAGACCCCUGUUGUGUUCCACCCGCUCGGCCCAGGCUUCCCCUGCCUCGACGCCCCACUCCCAGCCAGGGAGGAGGGCGCUGCCGGGGGUGAGGGGCAUGCUGCCCUGGAGUCCCCUGCCCCGGAGGAGCCAUUGCCUGCAGAGGUGGGGGCGCAGCAGCACCAGGUGCCCACCCCUGCUCUGGGGAGCAAAGCUACAGCACGAGAUGCGGCCACCCCAAAGGAGACCCUGCCCGAGGCUGCAGCUGGCGCGGCCCCACCAGAGGCAGGCGGGAGGGACCGUCACCUUCAAAGCGACUCCCAGCCCAGCACGGAGGCGCCAGCGGGCGGGAAGUGCCAGGGCUCCAGAUGGGGCCGGGGCCGCGAGCGAGCACGGAAAAGCCGGAAAAAGAAGAGCGCGGAGGCGCCGAGCACCCAGGGCCGGCCCCUUGGAGACUCCAUGGCCUCGCGGCUCCGCUCAGCCUCCUCUGUCCCGCGGCGGGGGGCAGCUGAGGGGCAGGCGCCCCCCAGCCGGGCCACCCGCCCCUCGGCGCAGGUGUCCAACUUCCUGGCGGAGCAGCUGGAGCAGGCCAGGAAGGAUGCACAGCUGGAGCUGCGCCCAAGCCCCGCACCGCCCCGGCCACGGGGCAGGCCCCGGGGCUCCCGGAACAGGAGAAGCUGCCCUGAGCCCCCUCGGGAGCCUGCGGUCGACAGCCCCAUGGCGGAGAGCAGAGCAGAGCAGGCCGUGCCCAGCCCAAAGGAGCAAGAGGCAGCAGCUGUGGAGCGCGGGGAGGAGAGCGAGCCUGCCCCGUGCCAGGCCAGCGCCAGCCCGGAGCCUGCCCCCAGCACCGAGCAGGAUGCUGCGGGGGAAGCUGCCCAGCACCCCACACCCGUGGAGCCUGCACAGGCCGAGAGCCAAGCGGCCACGUGCCCCUCACGGGAAGCCCGGCCCAAGGCCCUGAGCCUGACCGAGUACCGCCGGCGCAUGCAGCACCGCGCGCCCGGCGCUGGCCCCGGCAAGGAGCCCGAGAAGCAGGCGGCCGGAAAGUGGCCCAGCAUCCCCGAGCCCCCCACUGAGCUGGCCGAGAUCCCCUGCCUGGUGGCACCACCGGCGCAGCCCCUGGCCUUGCCUGCGGAGACGCCCGGCACGCAAAAGGGCCCCGAGAAACCUGCCAGCCCACCUGCCAGUUCUCCGCUGGCCAGCAAGGCCCCUCCGACCCCAGCACUGACCACCGUGGCCCCAGUGCCCCCCGUGCCGCAGCUGCCUUUCGUGGUGCCACCAGUGACCGGGGCUGCUCCAACUGGGGUCGUGUCAGCCCUGGCGACUCCUUACGCCCUCUACCCACCGGUGCCUUCCUGGCCUUGCUUUGGCCCCCCGCCCUCUGGCUUCCCCCCGACGCUGCUGCCACCACCAGCCACCGCCUCACCCAAUGCCUUCCACCUGGUGCCUGGCCUGCCGCCCCCGGGCCUGGCCUGGCCACCGCCAGCCGCCCCCCCGCCCCCACCCUUUGGCCCUGGCGCUCCAUACGCCCCCGUGGGCUGGGGCCCGGCCCUGCCGCCCCCAUACUGGCCCGGCGUGGCCCUGCCCCCGCUGGGGCCUCCACUGGUGUUCGCUGAACCCGGCAGCGCCCCACAGAGCCCAGCGCUGAGUUGUCCGGAGCCGGCGGCCUUUGCUGCGCUGCCCGCGCCGCCGUUCGUUGCUGCUGCCCCUGAGGUGCCUGCAGCCUCCCAGGCUUCUGCUGCAGCUCCGCACGCAGCCGCCGAUCAGCCCCCAGCCAAGGCGAGCAGGGCAUCCGACCCCAGGCGGCAGGCACGGCCCGCGGAGAGGCCCUCAGCUGCCCCCGCUGCUGCUACUGCACAGACUGCAAAGGAGCUGCCGGCUGCUACCGUGGAAGACCCGCCGGCUGCUGCAAGUGGGCCCAUGGAAGAGCCCCCUCCAACCAGGGAGCUGCCUCCCGCCUGUCCCCCGGCAAAGCCAGCCAGGAGCCCGCCAGGAGCCGUGCCGGCACAAGCCCAGCCAGCGCCUCACCCACCUGCCGACCGUGAGACCGUCUGCGGGAGAGCAACGGGGGCGCGAGAGGGUGCCAAGCCGCCUGCUGCCCGGCCCUGGAGACACCGGCCCCUGGCCCGCCCCGCCCAGCCCAGCGGCUGCGAGGAUAUUGUCCAGGCCUUCAUCAGCGAGAUCGGCAUCGAAGCCUCCGACCUGUCCAGCCUGCUGGAGCAGUUUGAGAAGACAGAAGCCAAAAAGGAGUCGUCGGGUGCGGAGGCGCCCAAAGACAAGCCGUCUGCCAGCAGCGUGGGAGCGGAGCCGCAGCAGGACAAGAAGCCCCUGGAUAGCCUGCAGGCUCCCGAGCUCGCCAACGUGGCAGGCCUGACCCCACCGGCAACACCCCCCCACCAGCUGUGGAAGCCCCUGGCUGCCGUGUCACUGCUGGCCAAGCCGCGGUCCUUGAGCACUACCGCCCUGGAGGGUGCCCAGAAGACAACCAAGCUCAUCGAGGCCCAGCCGCUGCCCCAUGGCAAGCCCCGAGGGAAGCCCCCGCCUGUCAUGCCCCCUGCCUCCAGCCACGUGGGUGCUGGAGACCACGACUACUGCUUCCUGGGCGGCACCGGCACGCCCGAGCCGGGAUCGCGCUGGAACGUGAAGCAUCACGCGGACAUCACCAUCAAGCCCAUCAUCUCCCUUGCCCCGCGGACGCAGGACCGGCCUGGCCCCUCACUACCUGCUGCCAGUGCUGCCCUGGGUGCCCCUGGGGCCGGCCGCAAGCCACUGGAUCACCGGACUAGCACCCCGGGCAGGGGCAGCCCCCCCGCCUCGGUGCUGCUGUCUCCGGACGCGUCCCCCUGCCGGGACAAGGAGACACGGACUCCCAGCGCUCGGCCCCCGCGCUCGGGUGCCAAGAGGGCCCUACGCUGCUACCGUGUGCGCCGGGACUCGGGCAGCCCCCCAGACGGCACCUGGCGGCGCCAAGCCAGCCGCUCCUUCAGCGCCAGCUCCAACGGGGGCAGCGAGGCGUCCUCUUCUUCUUCCUCCUCCUCCUCUUCCUCCUCCUCUUCCUCCUCGCGGUCCCGCUCCCGGUCCUCGUCCCCCCCACCCAAGCGGUGGCGCAGGUACCGGCCGCGGCGCUCCUCCCGCUCCCGCUCCUCCUCGCCCUCCAGCGCCGGGUCCUGCGGCAGCUCCCGCAGCAGCUCGUCCUCAUCCUACUCGUCCCGGUCCCACUCCCGGUCCACGUCCCGCAGCCGGUCCCGGUCCCGCUCCCUGUCGCCCUGCAGGAGGCACAGCCGGAGGAGGCGGUACAGCUACGACUCUCAGGACCACUACCAAAGGCAGAGACUCCUGCAGAAGGAACGUGCAAUAGAGGAGAGGCGGGUCGUCUUCAUUGGGAAGAUCCCCGGCAGGAUGACGUGCUCGGAGCUGCGGCACCGCUUCUCCGUGUUCGGGGACAUCGAGGAGUGCACCCUCCACUUCCGCUCCGAGGGUGACAACUACGGCUUCGUGACGUACCGCUAUGCCGAGGAGGCCUUUGCUGCCAUCGAGCGCGGCCACACGCUACGGCGCCCGGAUGAGCAGCCCUUCGACCUCUGCUUUGGCGGGCGACGCCAGUUCUGCCGCCGCAACUAUGCCGACCUGGACUCGAACCGGGAGGACUUCGACCCGGCUCCCACCCGCAGCAAGUUCGACUCUCUCGACUUCGACACCCUGCUGAAGCAGGCGCAGCGCAGCCUGCGCACGUAGCCCCGGCUCCCGGCCCCACCCCGCGGCCCCUGGUUUUCUAAAGAAAUGCAAAAAAAAAAAAACAGGGAAAAAAGCCCCGUCAGGCC